UAGAUAGAUAGAUAGAUGGAUAGAUAGAUGUUCUUAAUGUAGAUAGUGAUUCUUCUGUACGUGAGUGCUGGAAUCUUUGUCUUUUCCAUGGCAACCAGCAGCUAUUUGCACUAAUUUGCAAAAGAAAAGCUGUGGAAGUGUAGUGUGCUUCGGGGGGAAUGUUAUAUUUGGUCUUUCACAGUAAUAGAAGUCUCAUUAUUUAGCCUCUCAGUGCACCGGGAAACCGAGCAAACAGACCGAGUGACCCUUUGUCAAGCACCUCGUCCCCUCUCAGGAUCCUCGGGCCCUCGGCUAUCAGAUGUCCCCGAGCGGCGCGGAGAGGCCAUGCAGACGUUCCUCGAGUGCCCUUCAUUGAGUUCUGGAGGCAUAAAAGAGAACACACUCGGUGUGGAAUUGAGAGGCAUAUUAAAACAGCAGGCCCGGGGUCAUGGCCCGCUGCCAAUAGGAUCUAACUUCACGGAUCCGACCGGAUUUGGUGAUCCACGCGACCCGGACGGACCGGCUCUUCAAAAGCAGCGCCGUCUGAUCAUGGUCUGUUUAAUCGCCGCGCAUAGGCUCUAAAAGGAUGGAAAUGCCAAAGUCAUUUCUGAGCUCGGCUCUGUUCGAUUUGGUCAGCGACGUGGACUUCACGGAGAUGAUGCCGAGCACACCCGUCCCGGCCCCGGCGGAGCCCCAAAGCGCCGACUGCGACGGACCCUACCAGGACCUGACGUCCAUCCGCGAGCUCGACCUCUCAGCGGCUCGAGCGAGCGACUUUUACGCGUCUCCGGCGAGCGCGAGCGGCGGGAAACCCAGGCGCAAGCGCGUGAUCAGCAGCGUCCAGCGGCAGGCCGCGAACGUCCGCGAGCGCAAGCGGAUGUUCAGCCUGAACGAGGCGUUCGACCGGCUCCGCAGGAAGGUCCCCACCUUCGCCUACGAGAAGAGGCUGUCCCGGAUAGAGACCCUGCGCCUGGCCAUCGUCUACAUCUCCUUCAUGACGGACAUACUCGAGAAGCACUGAGCGUGCAGGCGCUGUUUCAGUCGCAUUGUUUAGAUGAACAUUUUCAAGGUAUUUAAAGUUUAUUAUGGAAAAAAAUAAAUAUAUAUAUAUGUAUCUGUCACUUUUGGUCUACCUGGCGCGAGCUCUGCACGCUGGAGUUAAUCAUUAAAAUAUGGACUGGAAAAGCAUUUACGUAAGACUGUAAAAAUAAAUGUUUCAAAAGCCAUUUCUCACCUUUUUUUUC
Puntigrus tetrazona (Sumatra barb) is the source of this 1223-nucleotide messenger RNA. RefSeq names its product protein Fer3 (gene ferd3l). The coding region runs from base 566 to 1000 and encodes 144 amino acids. Gene Ontology annotation, molecular function: RNA polymerase II transcription regulatory region sequence-specific DNA binding; protein dimerization activity; DNA-binding transcription factor activity, RNA polymerase II-specific. The record is from RefSeq and is a predicted model, not a curated record. Lineage: Eukaryota; Metazoa; Chordata; Actinopteri; Cypriniformes; Cyprinidae. Gene Ontology annotation, biological process: regulation of transcription by RNA polymerase II; developmental process. The transcript has a single exon.